Molecule: messenger RNA, 1076 nt
Organism: Rhinolophus ferrumequinum (greater horseshoe bat)
Lineage: Eukaryota; Metazoa; Chordata; Mammalia; Chiroptera; Rhinolophidae
Gene: OSTC
Product: oligosaccharyltransferase complex non-catalytic subunit
Exons: 4
Coding region: 85-534 (149 amino acids)
Cellular component (GO): oligosaccharyltransferase complex
Source: RefSeq, a predicted model, not a curated record
CACGCGCCGGCAAAAGGAAGGCUUGGCCUGUUUCCGGGUGGCGCGUGGGGCUCCCGGCCGAGAACUGCCCUUGCCACCACCAACAUGGAGACCUUGUACCGAGUGCCGUUUUUGGUGCUUGAAUGCCCCAACCUGAAGCUGAAGAAGCCGCCCUGGGUGCACAUGCCCUCGGCCAUGACGGUGUACGCUCUGGUGGUGGUGUCUUACUUCCUCAUCACCGGAGGAAUCAUUUAUGAUGUCAUUGUUGAACCUCCAAGUGUUGGCUCUAUGACGGAUGAACAUGGGCAUCAGAGACCGGUAGCUUUCUUGGCCUACAGAGUAAAUGGACAAUAUAUUAUGGAGGGACUCGCAUCCAGCUUCCUGUUUACAAUGGGAGGUUUAGGUUUCAUAAUCCUCGACCGAUCCAAUGCACCAAACAUUCCAAAACUCAAUAGAUUUCUUCUUCUAUUCAUUGGAUUCGUCUGUGUCCUAUUGAGUUUUUUCAUGGCUAGAGUAUUCAUGAGAAUGAAACUGCCGGGUUAUCUGAUGGGUUAGAGUACCUUUUUGAGAAGAAAUUCGUGGAUAUUGGAUUUGCUCCUGUUCAUGAAGUUUUAAAGGCUGUACCAAUCCUCUGAUGUGAAAUAUAGAAAAGGAUGAAAAGCCGCAGAAAAGAAGCAUCUAGUGGAAAACAUGGGAAGCAUAUUAAAGCUCGGAUUACAAUAUCUUCUUGGUAUUGAAGAGAGAAGCUUAUCAUAGUAUUUUUUUCCUGCUGACCUAUACUGACGUACCAACAAUGUUAAGUAGCACUUCUCAGUUUUUCAUUUCUUAAGGAAAAUAUACUCCAUUUCUACAACUAUAAUUUUGAAUAGAGUGAUUCUUUUUUACAACCCCCUUUACAUUUUUUGGAGAUGACAUUUCUGAUUUUCAGAAAUUAAUGUAACAGGAAGCUGAGAACUCUGGACAGCUGAUCAGCUUUACCUAUGGUGCUUUGCCUUUAAACGGUGUGUGACAGUACAUUAUUUCAGAUACGUAUGUAAGACUGUUUCCUGAACAUUUAGGUGUAUGAAAGGAGCAGAAAUAAAUAAUUUUCUAAUGAA